Molecule: messenger RNA, 1489 nt
Organism: Amphimedon queenslandica
Lineage: Eukaryota; Metazoa; Porifera; Demospongiae; Haplosclerida; Niphatidae
Exons: 5
Coding region: 488-1489 (333 amino acids)
Molecular function (GO): protein binding
Source: RefSeq, a predicted model, not a curated record
UGGUAUUAUGAAUAAUGUUAUGUCUUUAGGUGUAUACUGAUCAGGAUCAUUCUUUAUCUGGAGGAAAGACAAGAAAUCAUCUUUACCAGCUCAUCACAGAUUUCCUUAAUUUUCACGGCUUCAAAUUGUCAAAUAACCAAAGCUAGAUGUACAUAUAGCACAAUGAUAUGAUGCCAAUGUGUUUUUAACUGCCUAAUGAUUGCCCACUUGUUUAUUUUAUUUUUGCUAUUGUGUUUAAUUUGUAAGUUCACUUCCUCUCAUUAUAAAACAUUGAAUAAUGUAUGUGAAAUUGUGAAUGCACGUCAUAAUAUCAGUUGAAGCCUUGCAACUCAGGCCUUGGAAGUAGUACUUUUGGAAACAUGUUCCUAUAGUUUUUAUGUCACAGCCAAGUGUACAACUGCAACAAUGAACAGUAAAUGUAACACUUGUAUGUUUGCAUAGAUAUGAUGUUUGCUAACCACAGAGUCGCCCACAUUGCAAUUGCAUAAUGGCAGCCAUUCCCAGCCCCACUGCAAAAGACUAUGAACCUGCUAAGAGAAGUGGCCAUUCUACAGUAAUAGUAGGAGACUGUCUUUAUAUGUGGGGUGGGGAGAAAGAUGACCGUCCUAAAGUACACAAUAUUGAGAUAGAGAGAAGAGUAUCAUCAGUUGUAGAGGUACUUCACCUUCUGACUGGUAGGUGGGAGCAGAAACCUACCACUGGUGAUCCUCCACUGGGUACCAGGGAGUACGCAGCUGCUGCUAUUGGGAAUGAGAUAUUCUAUUAUGGAGGACGUUGUAGUCAUCUCCGCUAUGAUGAUAAUGUUCUGUACAGUUUAAAUGUUGAUACUCUCAAAUGGAGGAAAGUUGUAUCUACUAAUGAUAAGGAUGGUCCUAUUAAGGUGAUGGUUGAUUGUGGUAUGAUUGCUGUAAAGAUUGAGGGAGAAGAUUAUCUUGUAAUAAUUGAACCAGGAUCUAUCAAUAUUCAUUAUUUUAGAAUUACUACAGGCCAGUGGAUCCCAUCUAACGUUACUGGAGAUGUCACUGUUCGAAUUAAGUACUUCAAUUUGAUUUCAGUAGAUAAUACCAGUGCUAUUUUACUUGAAGACGAUCAUAAUGUUAUGUCAAAAAAUUUUGUGUAUCAUCUUACAUUUACUAAAGGAUCAGUGGUUUGUGAAAGGAUAUUUAAUGGGAGCGAUAUUGUUCAAUCACUGUAUUAUCAUCGCAGUGUAUUACUGAGUAAUCCUUCAGGACUGAAACUUCUGGUUAUUGGUGGCAAUAUAAGUGAGACAUUUGAUAUCAACAAAACUAAUUGGGAAGAGGUCAAUGUUCCUGAAUCAGUCAAAAAUAGGAUAUUUCAUUCUCUAUCAGUUUGGAAUGAAGAUUCAACCAGUACUUGGAUCAUAGAGUUUGGAGGGAUGAGAAAGACAAAUUAUGCUAAUCUCAGUGAUACAACAUUCCUUAAUAUCAGUGAGUAUAAUAAUAACAACUACUGUAUAACAAUAUACUAA